GCCGUUUUCAGGUGUGCCCUGUUGUCCGUGUUGUCUAUGUUUCGGGGCUUUCUCUCUUCUCUUUUUCUUGUGUUUAGUCUCCUCCUUUUUGAUUCCCAGUUUAUCCAGACCUUCUCUCUUCGCCGUCUCAUUCUCUUUCUCUCACCACUGCUAAAGCCAUUGGGCAUUGGCUCGCACGACGAGACGAGAAAACAUCACAUCUCUUUUCGUCUUUUGAAAGUACCUACGCAGCCGCUCUUCUCCGAGCUUCAGUCUUGGUCGUAGCCCACCUGGUAACACGGCCGCUGCUGGUGCUCCGUCUUGUACCUCUUUGCUGUUGACUCUCUGGGUUUUUUGCCAUUGUUGUGAAACGAGAAGAAAAUCCAGAUUUGCAAUUAUAGAACUGUCGGAUUGUUGUGCAGACGUGAAAAAUGCUGCGGAUACUCGGCCUCGUUUCCCUCUUUUGCAUCCUCUUCCAAGCUGCUUUGGCAUCCAAUUCUGAGGAAAAUGCGCUGGAUAUGAGCUUGGGCGAAGAUGAAUGCAGUAUGAUGGUAUGCCGGGCUGGAAGAGAGUGUAAGGUGGGUGCCGAUGGCGAGGCUGCUUGCGCUUGCCUGGCCACUUGUCCGGAUCAUUUUGUCCCCGUCUGCGGCAGCAACAAUCAAUCCUACGAUAACUUUUGCUUGAUGCAUCGUGAUGCCUGUUUGACGGGCGUUCACAUCAGUCUCAAGAAAAAGGGAUACUGUUCCAACAAGUCGAUCAAGAAAAAGUCCAGCAAAAAGGAUAAACUUAAAGAUGAAAAUCACUUUGAGCCAGUGGUGUGUUUCCAAUGGGAAAGGGAUGCUCUACGUCGCCAAAUCAUCAACUACUUCCGGCAUCAUACCGCCGACCAGAGCUGGUACCGACCAGACUUGAAGAGUUACGAAAAGCAGUUUGCCCGUUUCUUCAUGUGCGAUACCACCAAAGACAACUUUGUCGAUGCCAACGAAUUAGCCGCUUGCGUGACUGAAGUCCCUUUCGCUCUGCGAACCACGGCCGCCACCAACGAGCUGGUCAAAGUGUUGUGUGUCGACGCCAUAAUCGAUUCAGCCGAUACUAAUUCCGACUGGCGGUUGGACUUUGAAGAGUACAAGACUUUGAUGGAUUCUAGUUUCCAGCCGAAAGAAAAGCUGUGCUCUUUGGAGGGCAAAAAGUACGAGGACGGCUCCCAAACAAAAGUCGAUUGUAAUGACUGUGUCUGCGCCUGCGGCAGCUGGGUGUGCUCUUCCAAGAAGUGUGACGAAGAGCUGAACGAAAUCGACGACCUGGAUGAAGACGAAGAUUUGGACGAUGAGUUGGACGAAGCUGAGGACCAGAGCGAAGACAGCACCAAAGACGAAGUCAAGAUUCUCAAAAUUGAGGAGGAUAUCGACCUGAAAAUCGACGAUCCGGAUGAGGAUCAGCCACCAAAGAUCAACUCCGACGAUGACGACGAUAUGGACGACGAAGAAGACGAGGAAGAUGAUGAAGAAGAAGAUGAAGAAAUCGACGUGGAGCCAAUCAAGAAAUCAUCUAAAAACAAGAAGAAGAAAUUGACGUAAUUUUUUGGGUCUAUUAAGUCUUCUUCUGUUUAGCUUUUUUCCCAUAGUUAGCUUCUGCUUUUAACGACGUCGUCGCGUGCCAUUUAUGGGGAGCUACACUCUGCUGUCCUCAUACUUUACGUACAUUUAUUUUUUUAAUUUCUACAUUUUUUAAAAGCCCCAAUUGUCAGUGCGUUUUCUCGCCUGGUGCUGACAUUUACGAGUUAAUUUUCUUUGUCUUUAUUCCACCAUCGAGCUAACAUAACACCUGGGUUAAAUUCCACUUGACGCUUUCGUCCCUACGGCGCUGUACAAUACAUUCCCCCGGCAAUCGAA
This is a messenger RNA of Daphnia pulicaria, 1871 nucleotides long. Its product is annotated as follistatin-related protein 1-like. The transcript is spliced from 7 exons. Gene Ontology annotation, biological process: cell differentiation; multicellular organism development; regulation of BMP signaling pathway. Bases 411 to 1556 code for a protein of 381 amino acids. Lineage: Eukaryota; Metazoa; Arthropoda; Branchiopoda; Diplostraca; Daphniidae. The record is from RefSeq and is a predicted model, not a curated record. Gene Ontology annotation, molecular function: protein binding; calcium ion binding.